This is a messenger RNA of Odobenus rosmarus divergens (Pacific walrus), 408 nucleotides long. RefSeq names its product proteasome assembly chaperone 3-like. The record is from RefSeq and is a predicted model, not a curated record. NCBI's taxonomy places the organism in Eukaryota, Metazoa, Chordata, Mammalia, Carnivora, Odobenidae. The transcript has a single exon. The annotation marks the transcript as partial.
AUACCCAACUAGUUCUUGCAUGUGUUAAAUUUUUGUUAUAUAUAUAUAUAUACACACACAUAUACAUCCUGGUGGUGGUGACCCAGUUCGGGAAGAUGGGUACCCUGGUCUCCCUGGAGCCCAGCCCCGUGGCCAGUGACAUCAGCAAGCCCGUGCUCACCACGAAAGUCCUUCUUGGGCAGGACGAGCCUCUCAUCCAUGUCUUAGCAAAGAACCUGGUGACGUGUGUGUCUCAGGAAGCUGGAAACAGAGCGGUCCUCCUGGCCAUGGCCGUGAAGGACAGGAGCGUGGAGGGGCUGAAGGCCUUGAAGGAGGUGAUCCAGUCCUGCCAGGUGUGGUGACCCUGGAGCAGCAGACACGCCUGCUACUCAGCGGGCUGAGGGGACACGCGACACCCUCGGUCAGGCA